Molecule: messenger RNA, 5603 nt
Organism: Osmerus eperlanus (European smelt)
Lineage: Eukaryota; Metazoa; Chordata; Actinopteri; Osmeriformes; Osmeridae
Gene: gpd2
Product: glycerol-3-phosphate dehydrogenase 2 (mitochondrial)
Exons: 16
Coding region: 1491-3386 (631 amino acids)
Biological process (GO): glycerol-3-phosphate metabolic process
Cellular component (GO): mitochondrion; glycerol-3-phosphate dehydrogenase (FAD) complex
Molecular function (GO): calcium ion binding; glycerol-3-phosphate dehydrogenase (quinone) activity
Source: RefSeq, a predicted model, not a curated record
UUUCAGGAUCAAUGGCUUUCCGGAAGGCUCUGAAACACACGGCCAUCAUAGGGAGUGGUGCGGUUGCCACUAUUUUUGGCCUAUCUCAGCUGUCGGAAUACCGAAAGACACAGCAAGAGGACCUUGGGGUUUCUAUUUGAGUCAUAAGGGGAAUGCAGGUCCCUAGUCCCUAAUCAGAAGACAGCCAUGAGACUUCAGCGCCCUUCUAUGAGUAUGGCACGUGAAGCCUAAGCAUUAUACAUAGCCUACAGUUACUGUAUUAACUGGUAUGGUAAUCUGUUCUCAGGCUAGCAGCACACACCUUUUUAGGCAUGUCUUAUCUAGACCCAGGAAUGUGUUUUAUGCAACCCCACUCAGGUGGAUUAUUGUUGCCGUGGUUAUAAUGGUGAAUGCCAACAGCUUUGUGUGGCAAAAACGAAUCCCUCAGUAAUGGUGUUUGGUGUUAUGUUAUGUUUUGACAUGUUAUGAGUAUGCAUGUUAUGUUGUUUUACCAUUUGUACAUUCUGUUGUGUCAGAUACAUGGGUUACAUUAAGUCGUGUCUUCUUUUGUCAUGGCAAACAUUACAUACAAACAUCCAGAACUUGAAUCAUAACAUCAAUGACUUUUUAGCACAUUUUUAGGAGAUUAUAUCUAUAGCCACCAUAUUCCUUUAUGUACAUUUGAUCAAGUAAGCAUUAGCAAGAGCUUGUCCCAUGGGUAUUUAGUUAUUACACAGCUAAAUUAAUAAGGUCAAGUAGAUGGAGAUAAUCAACAAGAUCUUUGAGACAAACAAGGAAAAAAGCAAGCUGAGGAGCAGUGGGACUCCUGAUUUUAUUAGAUUUGAGAUCCAAUCUGCGAAAUAUCCUGUUGAUCGUUAUCUAGGGUCUGUACGUUAGUGUCUAAGGACAACUUUGGGAAACGGGCAAAGAUGCCCACGCUGUGUUUCCACGGAAACCAGUCACUUGACUCUAUUAAUUAGGCAAAAUGUGUUUCUUGAACAGCGGUGUGAAUAGAAAUGCUAUGAUUGGAAAAGAACGAAGCAAAGAUCAUAACCGUUCAGUCUUUGAUCUGGACCUCAAGGGUCCAUAAGGGCACCAACAGAAUCCUUAAGGUUUUAAAUAGCAAAGGAGUCACACUUCUGACGUUUGAGAGGGCAAAACAGGUGCCUAUUCUGAACAUAAACUAUCUUGGUCAGCAAAGCUAUUAUUAGUCCAUUCCAGUCCUCUGUGGAGCUUUUGACCCUUUGUUUGACCUAAUGUUAACUUUGUUUUGUGUCCUGAUGGAACGUUUGUCCCACAACGUCUCCUGAACCAAGCAUGAAUGGGCACGGCUGGCCUCGGUGGCAGCGGACGGGGAGCUUAAGGUCCAGUACCCAGAGGAGCUGCCCUCUCGCCAGGCCCUGCUGUCCACCCUGCAGGACACGGACGAGUUUGACGUCCUCGUGGUGGGCGGAGGGGCCACAGGCUCGGGGUGUGCCUUAGAGGCCGUCACACGCGACCUUAAGACGGCCAUGGUGGAAAGGAGCGAUUUCUCCUCAGGCACCAGCAGCAGAAGCACCAAGCUCAUCCACGGCGGCGUGCGCUACCUUCAGAAGGCCAUCAUGAAGCUGGACUACGAGCAGUAUAUGAUGGUGAAAGAAGCCCUCCACGAGAGAUCCAACCUGCUGCACAUCGCCCCUCAUCUUUCAGCCCCACUACCCAUCAUGCUGCCUGUCUACACAUGGUGGCAGCUGCCAUACUACUGGGCAGGGAUCAAGAUGUAUGACCUGGUGGCCGGGGCCCAGUGUCUGAAGAGCAGCUAUGUCCUCAGCAAGACCAAGGCCCUGGAGCUCUUCCCUAUGCUCAAGAAGGACAGGCUGGUGGGAGCUAUCGUUUACUAUGACGGACAGCACAACGACGCCCGGAUGAACCUGGCCAUCGCCCUCACCGCCACCAGGCACGGCGCCGCCGUCGCCAACUACACCGAGGUGGUGCGCCUGCUGAAGAAGAGCGACCCGGAGACGGGCGAGGAGAAGGUGUGCGGCGCGCGCUGCAGGGACGUCAUCACAGGGCAAGAAUUUGAUGUCAGAGCCAAAUGUGUCAUUAAUGCCACGGGUCCCUUCACGGACUCCCUGAGGAAGAUGGACGACCAGAAGAAUGAGAACAUCUGCCAGCCCAGUGCUGGGGUCCACAUAGUCAUCCCUGGAUACUACAGUCCUGACAACAUGGGUCUGCUGGACCCCGCCACCAGCGAUGGCCGUGUCAUCUUCUUCCUGCCCUGGGAGAAGAUGACCAUCGCCGGGACGACUGACUCGCCCACCAGUGUGACGGCUCAUCCCAUCCCCACGGAGGAGGACAUCAACUUCAUCCUGACGGAGGUCCGCAACUACCUCAGCCCGGAUGUGGAGGUGCGGAGAGGGGAUGUUUUGGCAGCGUGGAGUGGAAUACGACCCCUGGUCACGGACCCCAACUCCAAAGAUACGCAGUCCAUCUGCAGGAACCACAUCGUCAACGUGAGCGACAGCGGCCUGGUGACCAUCGCUGGGGGGAAGUGGACCACAUACCGCUCCAUGGCCGAGGAGACCCUGGACGCAGCAGUGAAAGCCCAUGGGCUCAAGGCCACGCCCAGUAAGACUGUGGGACUGCUGCUGGAGGGGGGCAAGGACUGGACCCCCACCAUGUACAUCCGACUGGUACAGGACUACGGCCUGGAAAAUGAGGUGGCCCAACACCUGGCCGCCACGUACGGGGGACGGGCGUUUGAUGUGGCCAAGAUGGCACACGUCACAGGGAAGAGGUGGCCCAUUGUGGGCAAGAGGCUGGUAUCGGAGUUCCCUUACAUUGAGAGCGAGGUGUUGUAUGCCAUGAAAGAGUACGCCUGCACGGCCAUCGACGUGAUCGCUCGGCGCACGCGACUGGGCUUUCUCAACGUCCAGGCGGCUGACGAGGCUCUUCCACGCAUCGUGGAGAUCAUGGGGAAGGAGCUGGACUGGAGCGAGCAGAAGAGGACGGAGGAGCUGGAGGCAGCGAAGAAGUUCCUCUAUCAUGAGAUGGGCUACAGGUCCCGGUCUGAACAGAUCACCAAAACAUCAGAGAUCACCUUGGACGCACAGGAAGUGGCCAGGUAUCAGAAACGCUUCCACAAAUUUGACAAAGAGUGUAAAGGUUUUAUCACCACCGUGGAUGUCCAAAGAGUCUUAAAGAAUAUCAACGUCCAGAUUGAUGAGAACGCACUCCACGAAAUACUCAACGAAGUGGACCUUAACAAAAAUGGACAGGUGGAAAUCGACGAGUUCUUACAGCUGAUGAGUGCUGUGAAGAAGGGUCAGGUGUCUGACAGCCGGUUGGCUCUCCUUCUGAAGAGUGCUGAGGAGAGUCUGGACCUGAGGGCCCCUGUGUCUGUGGACCGCAGCGGGGGAGGGGUCUGAGGGAAUAUACAUCUACACAACUUUCAUUGUUACCUUCAUUGAAAUGGAAUACAUGUAUUUGUUGUCAAGCGGACUGCUUAACACUCUGUGUUCAAGUUCAACUUGAUUGCACACAGAGUAAUCGUGCUUUCUGACACACCAUGAGAUGUUGUUUAACCUUGCAGUUGAUAAUUGGCGGGAAUAAGAAAUAUGGUAAUAGGAUGAUCUGAAUGAAGAUAUUUUAAUCAGGGAUGGACAAAUCAGAUGUGAAGACUAAUAUCUAUUCCUGUGCUUUGUGUGAUGGAAUCUAGUCCAACAAAUGGCAGUUGGCAGGGUAAUAUUAGAGGCAGGGUCGGUAAUUUUGUUGAGAUGCGCUUUUGGUCAUAUUUGCUGAAAUAAACUUCACAUCCUAAUAGCAACCAAUAAAUAUAAAGGUUUGGCAGUCAAAUGAAAUAAAUUAAAUAUCUCUGGGUGUCGCAAGACUGUAAUAAACAGAUAAUUUUGUUCGGACCGAACGUAAUGAUUGGACAGCAUUCGGACCGAAUGCAGUGAUUAGAUGGGCUACUUGUCUGUCUACCAAGCUACCUCCCGGCAGUAAUCAAACAGCACGUUCAAGUGUUUUGGGGGAGUGGCUUUGAAAAGAGGGGGUGGGCUAUUUUGGGUUGAAUCCUUUCGAACUUAAUCCAAAAUUGCUAGGUUCGCAAAAUGUACCUACCAUGCCUUUAAGGACCUUUUUGACAUUGCCUGCGUAUACAGAAUAUUUCUGACCAACUGAGUUUUUCAUGACACUUGAUUGCAUUCACAAUACAAUGAGUGCCUCUGACUCUGCACUUUGACACACAUACCUAUAUUCAAAAUUUCCCAGCACUCCACCUCUAGGCUGUAUUCUAAUGUUUAGCAAUUUUCCUUCUAGCUCUUUGCUUUGUCGAAUGAACAAAAAGAUAUAACUGAAAAAGCUAGAUUCCCAGCAUGCUGCUGAUUGUAUGUCCUUGUCUUGUACCUGAGGAUCCAAGAUUGCUGAUGCAGACUAAGAAAACCUGUAUUAAACCUACCUAAAAGAAAGAGAGAGAUAACAGUACUACCAUGUCUUAUAACAACUUUUUGCAUUGUUUACAUAGAGCAGAUCAUGUCUAAUUUAACCAGUUUUGCUCAAGCAAGAUCAUGGUUGUGAUUUAUACUGACACUCAACUUGACUCUGAAGUGUGUUACUGCAUCUUUUUCUAGUUAUGUUUCUGAUGGUUUGUAUUAUAGUACACUGGUGGCGGGAUGUUCCUUCGAAUCUACUGUCCUUACACUGGCCUGUUUUUGCACUCUCUGCCAAACUCCUAUGGUUUACAUAGCAAGGUUUCAAGCUUUAUCAGUACUCUUGUCAAAUCAUGUCAACAUGACUGCUUUUUUACUGCAGUUUAAUCACAUAACUAUAUAUUUAUAUGAGAUAUUUAUUAAUUUUCAUAUGUAUUCAUUAGAAUAAUCUUUGAAUAAUGUAGACAUUGAUUAAAUAUUAGGAAUGUGGCUAAUUGCAAGAUUGUAAUUGAGAAGUUGGUUCAAAAGGGGACCCAUGUUGGUCUAAAUUGGUUUUGUUGAUGUUAAUAUCCAACUCUGUUAUAACUUGUUCACUUUUAAGUUACUACUGUAUUUUUGGUUAUUUACGGUUAUCCAUAGUGAUUUUAUUAAAGUAUUGGAACUAUUUUCACUCUUUUUAAGUAUUGCUAUGUGGAAUUAUAAUGAUUAUAACUGAGAUAUUAUAGAGCAUUUCAACAUAAAGAACAUAUAAAUAUAUGAAGUGAAAUCAUUUUAAAUAAUGGGACGUUUUGUAUUGCCAGAAUAUUGUGUACUUGUAAACAUCAUAAUGUAAUUUUUAUGAUGCAAUCUUUUUGUAUGUCAAGUCAUAGGAUGGUGCUUCAACCAGAACGAUGUUGGUAAAGUAUGAAACAAACAUGACACGGUUUUUAAUUGUGUAACAUCACAGUAAAAUAUGUAAAUCAUGGGUAUAUUUUCAGCUGAUUUAAGCACAAUACCUUGACAGGAAGGUCUCUUUUACAUGUCAACUGCAGCUUGUUAGAAUACCUGACAGACAUCUUAACUUAAAUCCAUGUCCCUAUGUUUGAUUGUGUCUUUUUGGAUGAAAUUUCAGCUUCAUCCAAAAUGAAAGAGAUUCGUAUUCCAACACUGUAAAUCGAUCUUGAUAGCUUUUCAGAAAAAUGCAAUUAUCUAAUUAAAUGUAUCUGGUUGCUUGCA